Notolabrus celidotus (New Zealand spotty) is the source of this 3858-nucleotide messenger RNA. It is a transcript of the gene gba2, whose product is annotated as glucosidase, beta (bile acid) 2. The transcript is spliced from 19 exons. NCBI's taxonomy places the organism in Eukaryota, Metazoa, Chordata, Actinopteri, Labriformes, Labridae. Gene Ontology annotation, biological process: central nervous system development; carbohydrate metabolic process; glucosylceramide catabolic process. Bases 749 to 3337 code for a protein of 862 amino acids. Gene Ontology annotation, molecular function: beta-glucosidase activity; glucosylceramidase activity. The record is from RefSeq and is a predicted model, not a curated record. Gene Ontology annotation, cellular component: membrane.
AUGAAAACAACCCCCCCUGUUCACUCCGAAUGGUACAGGCUCCUCAGUGACGCUGCCAUCUCUGCGGAUAUUUUUUAUCCCUCAUUAAAGCUUGUCAGUUGCGGUAUGAAAAGUAGCUAAACUGAGGUUUGGGAAUACAAUCUCCUGACAGUGGUGUAGACAUGUCACCUGAAAGACAGCGCAGAGGGAGUGCUGUUUACAUGUUGUACAGAGGGACGUGCUAGAAGAGGCUGCAGAGUUCUGACAGAAGUCGGGUUGGAGCAGCAGCAGGGUGAUGACGCUUUCUCUACGGUGCUGAGUGAACUGGAUCGGCAUACGUAAUACUUCCUGUCAGCUGGAAUCCACACAUCCGGACUCCAUGUGAAAGGGGGGAACGGGUUCUGCCAAUCUCUGAACACAGGAAUCCAGAGGGUGAUGCAAAAUGUCCCCGAGGAUAUGAACCUCUGUAGGGGCUGUGUGCUCUUUAGUGGACUGUAAUAACAGUAUAAUGACUGUAGGACCUCCAUGAACUGCAGCUAUCAUCUCAUGCUUGGUUCUUGUCCCUGGAGGCAUUCAGAGCUGCCAGUUGAGAACCUGUUUACCCCACAGGAAUGAUCUAAAGGCUGAUCCACUUAAAGAUAUCAACGCCUCAUGCUGCUUUCUUCUGAAACGGACUGUAUAAACAAAAGGUGGUGAAACCUUGUCUCCAACAAGCUCCCUUUACCCACUCACUCCUUUAAGAUAAGUUUUGUUCCAUAUCCUGCAAAAAAUGUCUUCAGACUGGGGUGAGAAGUCCACUGCAGACCUGAUGAGCAGGUAUGUUUCCAAGGAAACAGGAUAUGGAGUUCCCAAGGAGGGUUGGCGGAUCUGUCUGGCACACGAGUUCAAGGAGAAGAGGAAACCCUUUCAGGCUAAAGACGUCUCGCUGUCCAAUGUUUUGGAGCAUGUCGGCCUUGGGAUCAGGUAUCUAAAAUGGUGGUACAAGAAGACCCAGGUGGAAAAGAAAGCUCCAUUCAUUGAUAUGUUUCGUGCUCAGCCUUUACGCCAAAUAUACGGUGCUCCACUCGGUGGUAUCGGAGGAGGAACUAUCACCAGGGGCUGGAGGGGGGAGUUCUGCAGGUGGCAGCUCAACCCUGGAAUGUAUCACUACAAAACUGUUAUAGCAAACCAGUUUACAGUAUGCUUGCGGCGAGGGGGACAAACGGUUUACCAGCAGGUGCUCUCUGUCGAGCGUCCGCCCACAUUACAAGGCUGGAACUGGGGUUACUGCGGAGAGUUCGCCUUCUACCACGCCCUCUACCCCCGAGCUUGGACCGUCUAUCAUCUGCCAGGACAGAACGUGACUCUAACCUGCAGACAGAUCUCGCCAGUCAUCCCACAUGACUACCAGGACUCAAGCAUCCCUGCCGCAGUGUUCGUGUGGGACAUAGAGAACAAGAACGACUUCGCUCUGGAGGUCUCCAUCAUGCUCACUAUGGUCAACGGGUCGGGACACAAAGACGACAAGAGCGGGGGACACUGGAACGAACCAUUCCACCUGGAGAAGGAGGGGGAGGCGGUGUCUGGGGUCCUGUUACACCACUGCACCACAGUGAACCCUUACACUCUGUCCAUCGCCGCCCGAGAGCAGCCGGACAGAGAGGUCAGUCACCAGACGGCGUUCAGUCCAAAGGGAACCGGUAGCGGCCUGUGGAGUGACCUCAUCACUGACGGACGGCUGGACUCUCCUACAGGAUCCAGCCCGCCGACGCCUAAAGGAGAAAAAGUGGCGGCGGCGUUAGCAGUCGGCUGCUCAGUGGCGGCUCAGGGACACAACACUGUGGAGUUCUGCUUGGCCUGGGACAUGCCCAAAAUCACCUUCGGCUCCAGGGAGAGGGAACACAUCAGGAGAUACACUCGUUACUUUGGUAUUAAAGGAGAUGCGUCCCCCUCGCUCAGUCACUACGCACUCACACACUACAGACAGUGGGAGAGGAGCAUUGAGGAGUGGCAGAGACCCAUUCUGCAGGACAGUUCCCUCCCUUCGUGGUACAAGUCGGCUCUGUUUAACGAGUUGUACUUUGUGGCGGACGGAGGGACGGUGUGGACGGAGCUGCCGGAGGAUGCUGACGUCAGCGGUGGCAUUCGCAGCAAGGACGGAGGGCUGCCAGCUCAGCCUGAUGUCAUCAAGGAGUACGGACGUUUCGCUUACCUGGAAGGUCAGGAGUACAGGAUGUACAACACAUACGAUGUGCACUUCUAUGCGUCCUUUGCACUCAUCAUGCUGUGGCCCAAACUAGCUCUGAGUCUGCAGUAUGACAUCGCUGGCAGUGUGGUUCAGAAGGACCCGAUGGAGAGGCUUCAUCUGAUGAGCGGGCAGUACUCUCCUGUCAAGGCCAAAAACGUGGUCCCUCAUGACAUCGGAGACCCAGAUGAUGAACCCUGGCAGAGGGUGAACGCCUACCUCAUCCAUGACACGGCGGACUGGAAGGACCUGAACCUGAAGUUCGUCCUGCAGGUUUACAGGGACUUUCAUCUCACGCAGGACAUGCAGUACCUGCGGGACAUGUGGCCUGUCUGCGAGGCGGUGAUGGAGUCGGAGAUGAAGUUCGACUUGGAUGGAGAUGGACUGAUAGAAAACUCUGGAUAUGCUGACCAGACCUAUGAUGGUUGGACGGUAACUGGACCAAGUGCGUACUGUGGCGGCCUGUGGUUGGCAUCUCUGUGUGUGAUGUGUAAGAUGGCCCGACUGGUGGACAGCGAGGAGACAUACCUACGAUACAGGGACAUUUUGGACAGGGGCAGUGCUGCUUUUGACAAACUACUGUGGAACGGUAAAUACUACAACUAUGACAGCAGUGGAAGGGACCUUUCUAACAGUGUCAUGUCUGAUCAGUGUGCUGGACACUGGUUCCUAAGAGCGUCAGGGCUGGGAGACGGAGACUACCAGGCGUUUCCAAAAGAUAAAAUCCAGACUGCACUAAAAUCUGUCUUUGACUUGAAUGUGAUGAGCUUCGCUGGAGGUCAGAUGGGAGCAGUGAACGGCAUGCGCCCAGAAGGGGUCGCUGACCGCUCCAGUGUUCAGUCAGACGAAGUCUGGAUCGGAGUGGUGUAUGGACUUGCAGCCACUAUGAUCCAUGAGGGUAUGUAUGAAGAAGGUAUGCGCACGGCGGAGGGCUGUUACCGAACUGUGUGGGAGAGACUAGGCAUGGCCUUCCAGACUCCUGAAGCGUACUGCGAGAAGGGCAUCUACCGCUCCCUGGCAUACAUGAGGCCUCUGAGCGUGUGGGCCAUGCAGCUGGCCCUGAAUAUGUCACAGAAGGCCCAGAACACGCCGGCACAGAACGGAGCAUCUGAUGGAGAGCAGGGACAAGAUUAAAGAGAGCUAGGACCUCAGAAUAAAAACUGUUGUGUUGGGUGUGGUACAGCAAGCUCCUUUUGUGAAUCACCUUUAAACUCUCCAGCAGCUACCAUCCUCAUCUGCACUCCACCUCCAUCUCCGAUGUGAUCUGAGACGGACUUUGAAUCUGACUCUCUGUUCUCAGUUAGAGACUAAGAUGUUUUUAUCUUGACAAAGUCAGUAGCUACUGUAGAUCAUGAUAUUUGAUGUAGAGUGCAAACGUUUUAAAGAGACUGCUAAUGGUUCCUGUGUUUUUUAAGAUGUGCAAAGACAAGUGGUAGCCAGUGAUUUUAAGAGUAUGUCUAUUUACACUACAUUUCCCGAUCAUGUCAAAACCAAUGUUUGCAUACUUUAUAUGCUAACCAUCUAAGGACUGUUGUUUAUUAUACCAGCCCCAUGUAGUCAUUUCUGUCUUUUAACAGUUGAAUCAACAUCAGUGAACCUUUAAAUAACUUUAACUGUAUUUGAAUAAUGUCUCAAUAAAAAUAUGGACCCUUAAA